Messenger RNA from Notolabrus celidotus (New Zealand spotty), 1241 nucleotides. RefSeq lists its product as uncharacterized. The transcript is spliced from 3 exons. Bases 27 to 1241 code for a protein of 404 amino acids. NCBI's taxonomy places the organism in Eukaryota, Metazoa, Chordata, Actinopteri, Labriformes, Labridae. The record is from RefSeq and is a predicted model, not a curated record.
CCGAGAAGAAGAGUGUCAGUGUAAAGAUGGCGGCUCAGGCUGAGCUCUGCUGUCUGGAGGGUUUCCCCUCUCACAUCAGUCCUCUGGAUGUUCUGAUCCUGAGGUCUCACCUGGAUCUAGUCCUCCAGAGAGACACCGACCCCCAGACCGUCCUCUUCACCCCCCAGACCGUCCUCUUCACCCCGCACCGUCCCCCCGGCUCCAGGAGGACGGACCUUCUGCUGCGGGUCCACCAGACCACCGAGGAGGAGACUCUGGGCUGCAGCCCCCCACAGACCGAGUCCGGGACCCGGGUCCUGCUGUUCACCAGCCCCCUCUUCCUGGAACACCACAGCCUCCAGCGGUCCGGCAGCACCGGGACGGUCCGGGCUCUGGAGCCGGUCUGCCUGGACCGGGUGGUCCUGGGAGCCCGGAGCAGGCAGACCUACAGCUGGGCCAAGUCCGAGAGGUUCACCAGGGGGCUGCUGGACCUCUGCGGACCGGGACAGGGACUGCUGGCCCGGAGAGGAGACCCUCUACCCGGGGGGACCCUGCUGAGGGGACAGGACCCGGGACAGGAUCUGAUGGACCUGCUGGUCCUGGACUGCAGUCCUGUCACUCAGGGGCGGAUCACAGCUGACACCUCUCUGGUUGUUACAUACUGCUUGGACUCGGUGGACCCCCCAGGCCCCGCCCCCUCCUGCAGACCGCCCACCCUGUUCGUGUCGGACUUUGCUCAGUGCGCUGACAGCCUCAGCGGGGGGAGCUCUCUGCUGGACAACAGGAAGCUGUCAGGGUCUGGGUUCACAGGUCUCCUACAGGCGCUGGAGUGCAGCCUGGACGUGCGGGUGGUGGACGCCCGGCGAUGGUCUGGGGUCAGAGGUCAUGAGGGCGGGGCCGUGGACGUGGACCGCUGUGUGUUUGUGAGUAAGCAGCUUCUCCUCAGGUUUGGGAUCUUUAACGGGGCGUGGGUGAAGCUGUCCAGGCCAGGCGGGGCUCCCAGGCCGCCACCGGGUCAGACUGAGGUCAGCGGGGGCGGGGCCAGAGAGCGGCUGGUGUCCAUGCUGGUGGUGGAUCUGACACAGAGUCCAGACCUGCAGGAAGUGGGCUUCAUAUCAGAGACUCUGUGGUUCAACAUGACGGACGGAGACCAGAUCCCCGAGACCGGCUGCUCGCUGAGGAUGAAGAACGUGGAUCAGGGACGCUGCACAGGUUCAGGAUCCAAACAAAGACUCUUUAAGACCCAGAGGGAGAAACAUUAA